AUGUCGGCGGACCUCCUCGCCUCGAUGUCGGGUGUCAAGGUCCUCGGGAACAAGCUCUGCCCAUCGUGCCGCGCCUUUGCGACGACCAGCGACGACAUCAUCCACGACGCGCAGCGCGCCGUAGCGGCGAACGUCGCCAAGAAGAAGACCUUCCAGAGCGUCAUCGUCGACAACAAGGUCGAGGUCGCGCGCGCGGCGGGCAAGGUCAAGGCGAUGGCGGCGCGCGACGGGAUUGGCUUUUGCCCAAACUUCAACCAGACCGCCCUCCCGUGCAAGACCAGCGCUCGCUGCCGCUACGCGCCGUGCGUCAACUUUGAGGCGCUACACACCGCCUUCAAGGACACAGUCUACGAGCGCAUGCCGAGCGCGGUCAGGCUGGGCACGAGCCGCGGGCGGCGCGCAGACCGGCGCGGCGGACGCGGCCGCGGCGGCACCAAGAAGGACUGGGCGAGUAUCGCUCGCGGAGCCGCCCGCUCCCCCUACGACGGCGGCCCACGCCUCGAGUCGAACGAGGCCUCGCUCUACGAGGGGAGCGACGAGGAGUUCUAG
Molecule: messenger RNA, 549 nt
Organism: Emiliania huxleyi CCMP1516
Lineage: Eukaryota; Haptophyta; Isochrysidales; Noelaerhabdaceae
Exons: 2
Coding region: 1-549 (182 amino acids)
Source: RefSeq, a predicted model, not a curated record